UGCACCGAGCCAUGUCGGGAAAGCUUCACCGACGUCAUUUCCUGUAAAGAUACCGUCUGCAAAGAUACGGCAGAAAACAGUGUGUGCGAAAAGUCGUGCGACUAUCUGCAGCGCAUUUUCACAGAAAAGCCUGGCGCUUGUCCGAAAUUCGCCAAUCAGUCCAACUAUGAAUGCACAGCGCUGUGCCAUCUCGACGGCGACUGCCCAGAAACGGGAAAAUGCUGCUCGUAUGGUUGCAGUCGACAGUGCGCGCUCCCGAAAGGACGAGAUCCACGACUGUUGCCCAUACCGAGCUCGAUUUCCGUUCAGGAACGGAAGAGGAAACGCUCCAUCAUUAUUCGAUGGGUGAUGCAGAAGCUGAGCCGUGAACAAAACGCCGCCAACUCAAAUCUCUACGUGGUUCAAUGGCGAUGGGGUCUGCAACCGGACGGUGAGAGCAUGACCGAAUGGCAAACAGUCACUGUGCGAAACAAGCCAUAUGCAAUUCUGAAGCAUCUACUGUCACCUGGUCGUUAUUAUCAGUUCCGAGUCGGCGCCGUCAGCGUCCAUGGAAGCCUUGGGUUCAGCCAGCCAUCGCAGCCCUUCAAACUUUCAAAAGAAGCUCGGGCUCCAUCAUCGCCACGUGACAUAUCCCUUGGCGCUUCAAAGCUCACCCCGAUUGGCCUUUGGAAUCAAAUCGUUCAAUGGACACCGCCGGCCAGCGACCUACCCAUCAAGAAUUAUCAGCUUUCAUGGGCCGUGUCAUCCGCUUCCGAAGCGAAUGCUUUUGAAGAAAUGAUGCGACGACGUGCCACGCUCACUACCACCCACGAGAAAAGAAGUCUUGAUGAAGAAGAAGAGGCCUGGGGUAUCGAUGGACGGGAUCGUCACUCCGUGAUCGUUCCCAGUCACACCACCCAAUCUGAGCUCUCUGGACUGUUCCCGAAUUCUGUCUAUAUUGUUGAGAUACACGCUUCUGUGGAUUCAAGCGAAGGUGAACUACACGGUGAGAAGGGCAUCAUUUUUGUGCGAACGUUGAAUGCCACCACAUCGCAGAUUCUCAAGGAGCCUCCAAUCGGUUAG
Molecule: messenger RNA, 1062 nt
Organism: Ostertagia ostertagi
Lineage: Eukaryota; Metazoa; Nematoda; Chromadorea; Rhabditida; Trichostrongylidae
Source: the annotation of a GenBank genome assembly